AGAAGUGUUUGCAAACCUGCCACAUCCUCAAAUUCUUUGGUUGGGUGUGUUUAAUGAACUGUUUUCUUUGGUGUAUUGAAAGAGUAUUUGUUGGAGUUGGUGCAAUUAACUGAAAUCAAUUGCUGUGUGAUUUUUUGACCAAAAUGGUGAUGAUUUUUUUAUCUUUAUAUGUAGUUGAUCUUUACAGAUAUUAAUAAAUGAGAUGUGAUUUGUAGAAGUGUUUGCAAACCUGCCACAUCCUCAAAUUCUUUGGUUGGGUGUGUUUACUGAACUGUUUUCUUUGGUGUAUUGAAAGAGUAUUUGUUGGAGUUGGUGCAAUUAACUCAAAUCAAUUGUCAUGGGGUAGGUGAACAUGUUUCACAUGUUUGUUUUGUAAAAUCUGUGUAGGUGCUCAUGUUUCUCAGCGAAGUUACCCGGGUUUGUAUCUACGACGUAUAAGUCAGCUUUUAGACUCGAACAACAUGGAUAGAUUUAGGAAUUCUUGUUUUGGCCGUUUGUUAGAUCUGGAUUCUUGGAAAUUCCAGGGGCAGCUGUUGUAUUUGAUGUACUCCGCCAUCAAUGUAGAGUCUUUUGCUAUUAGAAGAAUAUCUUUUAGGCUAUGUGGGCUGGAUGCAGAGCUCGGUCCCCUCGAAUUUGGGGUAAUGACAGGCCUUAGUUUCAAGGGGUGGGAAGAGCCCCUGGCAACCUCUGAAUUUUUUAAACGUCAUUUCAAAGGGCAAACAAGAAUGUUUUUUAACCAAAUCUUGGAUGCUUUUGAAAGUCAUUGUAUUAAAAAUAAAGGGGCAGAUGUGGAUUCCUUACUUUUUGCCUACUUAGUGGUUGUUUUUGGCAUUUUAUUGAUUAGACAUAACACUAGUAAAAAGAUAGAGCUCCGGUUCAUUCACUUAGUUGAUGAUGUAGACAAAUUCACCUCCUAUCCUUGGGGGUUGGUGGCAUAUGAAUGCCUUGUUAUCCUUUGUCACAAUGCCAAAGCCCAGCUGGAUUAUCAUAGUCAAAGGCAGCUUCGUCCAACAUGUGACGCGGCCGGGCUUUGGUAUGUCUUGCAAGUUUUUGCUUAUGAGCUACAUCCGAAGUUUGUGGAUGUAAGCUGUGAGGUAGGGGUCAACGUACGUGACCGGAGUCCUCGCUUGCUCCGAUGGAUUCCCUGUACAAAGACCCUGAAAUUGAACCCUAUUUUACCCCUGCUCAUGCUUCGGAAUUGGUAAGUAACAAAUUAAUAGAGUUGAUUAUUUGUUGAUUAUUUUUUUAAGAAUGGUUAUUAAUUAUUGUUUUCAUUUGAAUGAUAGGCACCGAUGAAUUUCACCCCAUCCGAGAGGGUUUGGUGUGAAAACCACGGACUGUACCCUAACUAGAGUUGCGAGGUGCCGAGUGCUGAUUUGCUUGUCACCAUCAAAUACAAAAUCAACAAUUCUUCCAAACCAAGAUCACCCAAGGAGCAACCACAUCCAAAAGUGGAUAAGUUAGUGCUUGGGAAAAGGAAGACAAGAGCUACACAGCGGGUGCUUGAAAGACCCGAAGACGAGGAAGCAUUUGAGCGGCUGAUCGAGUUGGCAGACACCCAAACAACACAAAAGACUAAGGGGAAAAAGAGUACACCCCGAAAACAUGUUCCACCUCAUCAAGGACAUGAAGUAGGGGCAGGCACUAGCAAGAGAGGUCAGACAAAGAAAAAUGAAGAGUGUGACACUCCUUCAUAUCCCACAUACGACCAAAUGGAAGAGUUUCUGGUGAUUGCACGAUCAAUGCAAGCCACCCUCACUUCUAUGAACGACCGUCUCGGAAAUGAUAAAUCGGCAAACGUUAUCAAUGCGGGAGUUCAAACAGAAUGGUCGCACACCGUUGUAAUAGAUGAAGCUGAUGUACCAGAUGAUGUUUGCCGAGACGAUAUCCCGCCGCCGAAGGGGAAUGCCUUCGACCUUGGUGCAGACAACAUACAUCGAGAACCUACACCCGAGCCUAGUUGUUCACAGGUGGAUGCCCAUCGAAAUGAAUGUUUAGCCCUAGUUACAACGUCCGAGCCUACUGAUAAAGUGGACGAGAUGGUUGAGAAGGAGGUGAUCGAUGUUGAGUUAGUUCGUGAUUUGCCCUCACCAAAGGCACAAAGAAAGUCCAAAAGAAAGAAAGCCGCCCCCGCACCUGUCUUCAGUUCCACCGACGAUCCUUAUCCGAUGCGCCUUGCAUCGAAUGAAUGGAUAGACAAGUUUAGGGUGUGGUAUGAGGAAAAUGUUGAAAAUCCAAGGUAAACUAACAUGUUGAUGUGAUUUUAUUGGAAAUAUGA
Salvia miltiorrhiza (redroot sage) is the source of this 2278-nucleotide messenger RNA. RefSeq lists its product as uncharacterized. The transcript has 2 exons. NCBI's taxonomy places the organism in Eukaryota, Viridiplantae, Streptophyta, Magnoliopsida, Lamiales, Lamiaceae. Bases 1713 to 2243 code for a protein of 176 amino acids. The record is from RefSeq and is a predicted model, not a curated record.